This is a messenger RNA of Suillus paluster, 4576 nucleotides long. Its product is annotated as P-loop containing nucleoside triphosphate hydrolase protein. The record is from RefSeq and is a predicted model, not a curated record. Gene Ontology annotation, cellular component: membrane. NCBI's taxonomy places the organism in Eukaryota, Fungi, Basidiomycota, Agaricomycetes, Boletales, Suillaceae. The coding region runs from base 32 to 4492 and encodes 1486 amino acids. Gene Ontology annotation, biological process: transmembrane transport. Gene Ontology annotation, molecular function: ABC-type transporter activity; ATP hydrolysis activity; ATP binding. The transcript has 30 exons.
AGAAGUUCAUCUUUCACCAUUGUCACACCUUAUGGCGACUUGUCGGGACGUUGAGGGAUGGCUCAUCGUGUCCAACCUCCGUGAAUUUGAUUUAACUCUUUGUUUCGAGGAAGGCGUCAUCUUGACGUCUCUUCUGGCUCUACUCUUACUAUCGGCGACAUACAGAAUUUGGGCUUUGGGAUAUCUUCCGUCUCUUGAUAUCUCACGUAAAAGUCGCUGGAGACUAUGGGUGAAACUGACACUACUGGGACUCGCCAUCGUCGCGUCUUGCUUCAACCUCUUCAUUGUCUUAUCACUCAAACAAACAGCAUCAGUCGUAUGGCCUUACAUCCUUGAACCACUCGCGCUACUUGCGUCCUGGAUACUAACCCGACUGAAUCAUCGUCGGACGCUAUCAUCCUCAACUAUUCUCUUACUGUUUUGGCCUUGUUACACUGUCAGCCUCGCAAUAUGGACGAGGUCGUUCGCGCAGGAUCAUCAUUCAAAUGAUCCAUUCGUGAUUCUGUCAAAAUGGGCCGUCGAACUUUUUGCUCUCCCGGCAUACGCGCUGGAGUGCAUCUCUCCUGAUGAUUCUGUCAAGGAUAAUACAGAGAAUCCGACGAUCACCGCGAAUGUGUAUAGCAUGUGCUCAUUUGCUUGGUUGACGCCUUUGAUGAAGAAAGGUUCGAAAGAGUUCAUAACGGAAGACGACUUGCCUGCUUUGCUUCCUCGCGACGAAUCAGAGAAUCUUGGAAAGGAUCUACAGAGUUCUCUGGAGAAACACUCGUCAUUAUGGACCGCACUGUUCCUGUCAUAUGGUGGCCCGUAUCUGCUCGCCGGAUUCUACAAACUCUUGCAGGACAGUCUCGCAUUCUUGCAACCUCAACUUCUUCGAUGGCUCCUCGCAUACAUCUCGAGCUAUCAGAGCACCAAAGGCACGGCCCACCUUCUUGUUGGUCCGAGUCCUCUCGAGGGAUAUGCUAUUGCUAUCAUCAUGUUUUUGGCGUCGAUGGUACAAACUGUAAUUCUCCAUCAGUACUUCCAAAUAUGUUUCGAGACAGGCAUGCGUGUCCGUGCUGGUUUGGUAACUGCCAUCUACAAAAAGUCUCUCGUCCUUUCUAGCGACGAGCGUGGGAGUCGUGCAUCUGGAGAUAUCGUCAACUUGAUGUCUGUCGAUGCCAGCAGGCUGCAAGACCUGUGCACCUAUGGUCUGAUUGCGAUCUCUGGACCGUUCCAGAUCACGCUGGCUUUUGUGUCGUUGUACAACCUUCUCGGAUGGUCGGCGUUUGUUGGAGUUGCGAUCAUGAUCAUCUCCAUUCCGCUAAAUACGUGGAUCGCACGGAUGUUGAAGAGGAUGCAGGAACAACAAAUGAAGAACCGCGAUCGGCGCACGAGGUUAAUGAGCGAGCUUUUGGCCAAUAUUAAGAGUAUCAAACUCUAUGCGUGGGAAUAUGCAUUCAUCCGCCGCGUUCUGCAUGUACGCAAUGAUUUGGAGCUCAAGAUGCUGAAGAAAAUCGGUGUCGUCACGGCUCUUAAUUCGACGCUUUGGGGAGGCAUUCCUUUGAUUGUGGCAUUUAGUUCUUUUGCUACCGCAUCUGUGUUCUCGUCUCGACCUCUCACAGCUGACGUCAUCUUCCCUGCGAUCUCCUUGUUUAUGUUGCUCCAGUUCCCACUUGCUAUGUUCAGUCAAGUCACGUCGAACAUCAUCGAGGCACUUGUCUCCGUCAAACGUUUGUCAGGUUUCCUGCACGCUGAGGAGCUGCAGCAAGAUGCGCUUAUGAAGUCACAGAAAAACACUCUGAACAUUGGUGACGAGGUGCUUUCAAUCAAGGGCGGCGAGUUCCAGUGGAACAAACAAGAUAUUUCAGCUGCUUUGGAAGAUAUCAACUUGGCGGUGCGUAAGGGAGAGCUAGUGGGUGUCCUCGGUCGUGUGGGAAGCGGCAAGAGCAGUUUGUUGGCAGCCAUUAUCGGGGACAUGCGAAAGACGGAUGGUGAGGUGAGGCUGUUCGGCAAUGUGGCUUAUGCUGCCCAGAAUCCUUGGAUUCUUUCUGCAACGGUUCGGGAUAACAUCCUUUUCUCACAUGAGUAUGAUGAGGUGUUCUAUAACCUUGUUAUUGAAGCUUGCGCUUUGGCGCCCGACUUGGCGCUUCUUCCACAAGGUGACCUGACGGAGGUGGGUGAAAAGGGUAUCACUCUGAGCGGUGGCCAGCGUGCUCGUGUCGCGCUUGCUCGUGCGAUCUAUGCACGUGCAGAUCUGGUUCUUCUUGAUGAUGUCUUGGCUGCGGUCGACUCCCAUGUUGCCCGACAUGUGUUUGACCAUGUCAUUGGUCCUCAAGGCUUGCUCGCAACUAAAGCACGCGUUCUAGUCACCAACAGCAUCGCGUAUCUCAAGUACUUCGAUCAACUUGUUUACCUGCGCCGCGGUAUUAUCUUGGAGUGCGGCUCAUACAACGAUUUGAUUUCGAACUCGGAUAGUGAAGUGCACAAGCUUGUUCACGGUCAUGCCACCAGCGGUGCUAACUCUGGGACAACUACCCCUGGACCGUCCAGCGGCAGGGGCACUCCCACCACAAGCGAGGAAAACAUGCAGGCCACCCUUGUCGGAGAGCUUGAAUGUAUCGCGGAGAAAGCAGCUCGCAGAGAAAGUUUCAAAAAAGCCGUCGUCGCUGCACCGCCCAAGCUGCGCGAUCCCUCUUCCAGUGGCAUCACGAAGGAGCACAGUGAACAGGGCCGCGUCAAGAUGGAAGUCUACUCCCAGUACCUCCACGCAGCGUCGAAGGAGGGAUUCCUGUUCUUCGUACUUACUACGGUCCUGCAGCAGGUGAUGUCUAUCAUAUCGACCUUCAUGCUCAGGCUCUGGGGUGAGCAUAAUCGCGAGACGGGCGUCAACGCCGGAUUGGCGGACAAGUAUUUCCUGGGAUAUGGAUUGUUCAAUUUGGCGGCCAUUUUCCUGGGCGGAUGUUCCGCGCUUCUGAUUUGGGUUUUCUGCUCGCUUCGCAGUUCAAAGCACCUUCACGAUUCGAUGUUGCAUUCGGUCAUGCGUGCGCCUCUGAGCUUUUUUGAGACAACACCAACGGGACGUAUUUUGAACUUGUUUUCUCGCGAUACGUAUGUUGUCGAUCAGAUCCUGGCUCGAGUGAUCCAAAACAUGAUCCGCACGAGCGCGGUCUGUGCUUCCAUUGUCUUGGUCAUCGGCUUCAGCUUCCCGCCCUUCUUGAUCGCAGUCGUCCCCCUGACCUGGUUCUAUUAUAGGGUCACUGUGUACUACCUAGCAACAUCGCGUGAACUCAAGCGGCUUGAUGCAGUGUCCCGAUCACCCAUCUUUGCGUGGUUCUCGGAAUCCUUGGCCGGACUUUCUACCAUUCGAGCCUACGACCAACAAUCCAUUUUCAUUGCAGAUAACGCACGCCGCAUUGAUCGUAAUCAGUUGUGCUACCUCCCUAGUACUUCCGUCAACCGCUGGCUUGCAAUACGGUUAGAGUUUGUUGGGGCAGUGAUUAUCUUCAUCACCGCUCUUUUGACUGUCGCUGCUGUUGUGACUAGCAACGUUGAUGCAGGGUUGGUUGGUCUAGUUUUGUCGUAUGCUUUGAAUACGACAGGGUCUCUGAACUGGUUCGUACGCUCCGCGAGUGAAGUAGAACAAAACGUGGUUAGCGUCGAACGUAUCGUCCACUAUGCGAAAGACCUUGAGCCGGAAGCUCCUUAUGAGAUCGCUGAGAACCAGCCUGCCUCGGAGUGGCCCACUGCUGGGGAAGUUGAAUUUCGCGAAUACUCGGCACGGUAUAGGCCCGAGUUGGAUCUAGUCCUCAAGGAUAUUUCCAUGACUAUAAAACCCAAAGAAAAAAUUGGCAUAUGUGGCCGAACCGGGGCAGGGAAAUCAUCUCUUCUUCUCGCCCUCUUCCGAAUCAUUGAGCCUACAUCUGGAACUAUCUUUAUCGACAAAGUAGAUAUAAGCAAACUUGGCCUGCAUGAUCUGCGCUCCGCGAUAUCCAUUGUUCCUCAAAAUCCAGACUUGUUCGAGGGCACAUUGCGAGAGAACAUCGACCCUGUUGGCGAGCACCAGGAUGUUGAUAUAUGGACCGCUCUGGAACAUGCCCAUCUGAAGGCAUAUAUUGAAUCCCUCCCUGGCGGACUCGAUGCUCCGGUUCAGGAGGCUGGAUCAUCGCUUUCGUCGGGUCAGAGGCAGCUGUUGUGUUUCGCCAGGGCGCUCUUGCGCAAGACUAAAGUGCUUGUCCUCGAUGAAGCAACAUCUGCUGUUGAUCUAGAUACCGACCGAGCAGUUCAAGAAAUUAUCCGGGGUCCGAUCUUCCACGAUGUGACCAUUCUAACCAUUGCUCACCGCUUAAACACAAUCAUAGAGUCUGACAGGGUUCUAGUUUUAGAUGGUGGAAGGGUUGCCGAAUUUGAUACUCCACAGAAUUUGCUGGAGAAUAAGACUUCGAUCUUCCGUUCUAUGGCGAUGGAGGCUGGUCUAGUUCAGGUCCAACUUGAUGAUGCAGACGAGAAGGCAUAGGCAAGGAUGGUAUUUAUACCUAAUGAUGCACGAUAUUUCAUGUACACUUGGAUAUUUUAUCAUAAAAUAUGUUUGCGUUUUGAC